AGGAACUCUGUUCUAAGAACCAUAGUCUUGGGUCCUGAGCAGACGAAACCAGAUGAUGAUGAUGCUUCUGGAGACCAUGGGGACACUGCCAGUCUUGGUGCCAUCAACCCUGCCUAUAGUCACUCCUCACUUCCACGGUCUACAAAGCAGUCACAGGACCCCUUCACCACCUACUUAGAUGAGAAGAUUGCCAUUCCUGAUGAGGAGUAUACUUGUUUUAGCUUUCAGAAACUUUGGGCUUUCAUGGGUCCAGGCUUUCUUAUGAGCAUUGCCUACUUGGAUCCAGGAAACAUUGAAUCUGACUUGCAGUCUGGAGCAGUGGCUGGGUUUAAGUUGCUCUGGGUCCUUCUGUUGACCACCAUUGUGGGUCUCCUGCUCCAGCGCCUUGCAGUUAGACUGGGAGUGGUCUCUGGGCUGCAUCUUGCUGAAGUAUGUCACAAGCAAUAUCCAAAGAUCCCACGAAUUAUCCUGUGGCUGAUGGUAGAGUUGGCCAUCAUUGGCUCAGAUAUGCAAGAAGUCAUUGGCUCAGCCAUUGCCAUCAAUCUCCUGUCUGUGGGAAGGGUUCCUCUAUGGGCUGGAGUUCUCAUCACCAUUGCAGACACUUUUGUAUUUCUCUUUUUGGACAAAUAUGGCUUGCGAAAGCUAGAAGCAUUUUUUGGGUUUCUCAUCACUAUUAUGGCUCUCACAUUUGGAUACGAGUAUGUUACAGUGAAACCCAGCCAGAGCCAGGUACUCACGGGCAUGUUCGUGCCAUCCUGUUCAGGCUGUGGCAUCCUACAGGUCGUGCAGGCUGUGGGCAUCGUGGGAGCUAACCUCAGUCCACACAACAUCUACCUACAUUCUGCCCUAGUCAAGUCUAGACAGAUAAAUCGGGCAAAUAAACAAGAAGUUCGAGAAGCCAAUAAGUACUUUGUCAUUGAAUCCUGCCUUGCUCUUUUUAUUGCCUUCAUCAUCAAUGUCUUUGUCAUCUCAGUCUUUGCUGAAGCGUUUUUUGGGGAAACCAACAAUCAGGUGGUUCAAGUCUGCAAAAACAGCAGCUUUCCCAGGUCUGAUGACCUCUUCCCUGAUGAUAACUUGACACUGGCAGUAGACAUUUACAAAGGGGGCCUUAUGCUGGGAUGCUACUUUGGGCCUGCUGCACUGUACAUCUGGGCAGUGGGCAUCCUGGCUGCUGGACAGAGCUCCACCAUGACAGGAACCUAUUCUGGCCAGUUUGUCAUGGAGCUUCCCUUUGCUCUCAUACCCAUCCUCACAUUUACAAGUUUGCGGCCGGUUAUGAGUGACUUUGCCAAUGGAAUAGGCUGGAGGGUUGCAGGAGGAAUCUUGGUCGUUGUCAUCUGUUCCAUCAACAUGUACCUUGUAGUUUCUUAUGUCCAGGGACUAGGGCAGAUGGUGUUGUAUGUGGUGGCUGCUCUGAUCAGCGUGGCUUAUCUGAGUUUUGUGUUCUACUUGAGUUGGCGAUGUUUGAUUGCAUUGGGCAUGUCCUUCCUGGAGUGUGGGUGCCUGGUAAGCGUCUCUAAAGUCCUGCUGAAGGAAGAAGCCACCAGUAGUCACCAAUGA
This is a messenger RNA of Chrysochloris asiatica (Cape golden mole), 1560 nucleotides long. RefSeq names its product natural resistance-associated macrophage protein 2-like. The transcript has 14 exons. The coding region runs from base 244 to 1560 and encodes 438 amino acids. Gene Ontology annotation, cellular component: plasma membrane. The record is from RefSeq and is a predicted model, not a curated record. Gene Ontology annotation, molecular function: manganese ion transmembrane transporter activity; cadmium ion transmembrane transporter activity; iron ion transmembrane transporter activity. Gene Ontology annotation, biological process: metal ion transport. Lineage: Eukaryota; Metazoa; Chordata; Mammalia; Afrosoricida; Chrysochloridae.